Ostertagia ostertagi is the source of this 2085-nucleotide messenger RNA. Lineage: Eukaryota; Metazoa; Nematoda; Chromadorea; Rhabditida; Trichostrongylidae. The record is from the annotation of a GenBank genome assembly.
AUGGCCCAGAGCCCCUUGUUGACUCAAUCCGGGGCUGUGGAAUCAAAUCUUGUGUUGAUGUUUGAUGACUCCUUGUCGAUGGUUGCCCAGUUCAUUUACCAGUACGGCGGCCAGGACAAUGGCUACGGCCGCACCGGCCCAGGCACUGUCGCUGCUGCCGGAGCAUGCCCCGUGACAAGCCCGGCCAGCACAGGUGUAAGUUGCGCAGGUACUUCCGGCAACAACUACCCCUCCAGCCCCAGCAUCACCGUCACCGGAACCUACAACGCGCCACCCUCAUUCUGGUACUGGGAACUGUCGCCUGAUGUGAACGGACUUUAUUACGACCCCAGGGUAACCUAUAACCCGCGCGUUGACGCCUUGGGUGCAUACAGCACACCAGGCACCACAUCGACAACAGCUUUCAAUGUUUAUUUUUACCGCAACAGCUCUGGCAACAAUGUGGCCUGGCCCGGAAGCGGCCCCAGCCCCACGACAACCGCAGCCUUUUUUGAUCCGUAUACGCCAGCCACCUCGUUACUGGCACCAGAUGCACAACCGUCGCUCAGUUAUCCAAGAGGGGUUUCCUCAACCACUGGUCCUUUUCCGAAGUUUCUGAAUCGGACGGACUGCACCGGUACAAGUGGCUCGGGCGCCAACUGUACGUUGGCUGAUGAACGGCAGAACUACGCGAACUGGAAAAAAUACCACAGCAAUCGCAUGGACUCCGCAAAAACCGGUCUAGGUUAUGCAUUCUCGGGCAUGACUCAGUCCAUACGGCUGGGCUGGUCAACGAUCAACAACCUUAAGAGCUCCAGCACCCUGGAUUCAGGCGUCGGCCUUUACACACAGACCCAGAAAAAUGCCUUCUAUAACUGGCUGUACGCUCUGGAUACCAAUUCGGGCGGGACCCCACUCCAUUUCGCCCUCGACAAUGUCGGCAAAUACUUCUCACGUUCUGACAAUCUGGGGCCCUGGGCCAACACGCCAAUUACAACGUCGAGAGGCAUCAGCACGCUCGCCGUAUCGACCACCGACACAUUAGCCAUUCGUAGAGAUCAAUACUCUUGCAGGCGGUCUUUCGCCAUGCUGACGACCGACGGUUAUUACAACGAUGGCAGUGCCGGCUCCAGCCCAUUCUCGGGUAUUGGCAAUGUGGAUAACACUUCUGCGGGCCCCAUCACAGGGACCACUGCCACGGGUGACCCUCUCUCUUACAGCUACAGCCCUGGAAGACCUUACUCAGAUAGCCAGUCGAACACUUUGGGCGACGUAGCAAUGAAGUACUGGAUCACUGACCUGAGAACAGACCUUGACAACAACGUCAAGCAGAUUCAGGCCACCGUGAUCGCUGGCGUUACCACCACGGUAGCCAACCCGUCAUUCUGGCAAAACAUGAGCUUUUACGCAGUAGGCCUGGGUGUCAACGGUACGCUGGCGCAAACCGCCACCACCCUCGCAUCCCUUACGUCCGGGGGGACUUCCUGGCCAACUGUAGGCGAUGAAGACGUGACAGCCGUAGAUGACAUGUGGCAUGCCACCAUCAAUGGCAGGGGCCGCGUGUUGAGUGCAAAAAAUGCAGGCACGUUAAGCGAUGCAGUAGAAGGCAUGCUGGCAGAUAUCAGCCGAAACACUGCAUCUCAAUCGGGCGUGGCGGCAUCAACAGCAGGUCUCAGCACCGGAACCAGAAAAUACGCUCCAAGCUACACCACUGGUUCAUGGAUCGGAAAUGUCGUUGCCACUACUCUAGACGCCACCAGCGGCAGAGAGAUUUCCGUUACGUGGCAGGUGGUGGGCACCAAUCCCGCCAAUAGCGCCACUUACAGCGGCAUACCGGCGUAUUCGUCCCGAAAUAUCUACGCCUGGAAUGGCUUGACCAUGGGCAAUUUCAAUGCAUUGAACACCUAUGCCAUGGCAAACGUGGUGGGCGCAAACACCAACCUGAUCAACUAUCUCCGGGGUGACCAGACCAAUGAAGACCCCAAUGGCACUGCGCUGUACCGCCCACGCGAAUUUUUGUUGGGGGACAUUAUCAAUUCGACUCCUGUAUUUAUCAAAGGGAUUCGACAGGUGCCGAAGUUUUUGCCUUUGUCCCCAGGGCCGUGA